This is a messenger RNA of Funneliformis mosseae, 1341 nucleotides long. The record is from the annotation of a GenBank genome assembly. Lineage: Eukaryota; Fungi; Glomeromycota; Glomeromycetes; Glomerales; Glomeraceae.
AUGACAGCUUCAACUUCAGUUUCAGAUGUCAUUAAUCCAUCUUUACAAGCUAAAGAAAGUCGCAAGCAUGAUUAUGAACAAGUUGAAGAUAAUUCCGAUGAACUUAACAUAAUGGUUGAAAAAUCGAGUGCAUCGGAAGACCAAGAAGUUGCAUUAAUAACACCGCAUACGCAACGAAAAACGACUGUACAUAAGAAUCUAUCUAAUCGAAAAUGGUUCGUUUUAACAUCAUUUUCACUUCUUUCGUUUUCCAAUGCGGUACUUUGGAUCACUUUUGGACCAUGUCUUUACAUUUUCAUGGAACAUUAUCAGCAAACGCCGUCAACUAUAAACGCAUUAGCUACAGUAUUUAUGAUAAUAUAUCCUAUAUUAUUAGUCCCUGUCCUCAAUAUAUAUGACAAAUGGGGCUUACGACAGGGAAUUCUCGUCGGUGCAUUUUUAAAUGCUUUUGGAACUUUCUUAAGAUUCAUGGGUUCUUUUGGACCAUCCGGGUUUUGGUUAUUAUUUUUGGGUCAGACAAUUUCAGCCAUUGCCGGAGUUUUUAUUUUGGGAGUUCCCCCAAAAUUAGCAAACACUUGGUUUGAAUUUGGGGAACAGAAUCUAGCAACUGGAAUUGGGGUUACAGCUAAUAAUGCUGGAAUUGCUGUUGGGUUUUUAUUAUCGCCAUGGUUUAUUAAACAAGCCACAGCAAAGGACGAUAUCCCCAAAUAUUUAUUAAUACAAUUUGCCACGACAACACUUUCGACGAUAUAUGCUUUCUGCACAGAUAAAGUAUUUAUGUUACUUGCAACUUCAUAUGGGUUAACCGUUGGGGCAUCAUUUGCUGUGAGCACUUUAUUAGCACAAAUUGUAGUUCCUGUCUUCAGAGUGUAUGAUGAGUCUCAAAUUGGAUUCUUGGGAUUCCUUAAUGUGGUAGCUGGAAUGGUUGGAUCUGUUCUAAUUGGAAUUUAUCUUGAUCGCACAUUCGCAUACAAACGAUCUUGUCGUACAUUAUAUAUGAUCACAUUUCUUUCGCUAUUUGCCUUCAUUAUAGCUUUGAAGAUAAAAAGUAUGCCUUUACUAACAGUUUCAUGCAUGUUCUUUGGAAUAUCUUCAUUUGCAAUAACUCCGGCACUAUUCCAAUAUGUGCCAGUAAUUACUUCCAGUCGUCUAGGAGAAGAUGAGAUCACAAGUACAGGAAUUCUAAAUUCUGUAGUACAAAUAUGUGGCAUCUUACUUGUUGUCUUGAUGGACGCUACUGAAAAUGUCGAUCAGCAGUUUACAAUGGAAUUAUCUUGUUGGUUGUUACUUGCCAUUGUAUUUAUAGGCAUAAUAUUGAUUUGGCUAGUUAAAGAAGAUUAA